Molecule: messenger RNA, 2773 nt
Organism: Esox lucius (northern pike)
Lineage: Eukaryota; Metazoa; Chordata; Actinopteri; Esociformes; Esocidae
Gene: ciao3
Product: nuclear prelamin A recognition factor-like
Exons: 11
Coding region: 151-1584 (477 amino acids)
Biological process (GO): iron-sulfur cluster assembly
Cellular component (GO): cytosolic [4Fe-4S] assembly targeting complex
Molecular function (GO): 4 iron, 4 sulfur cluster binding
Source: RefSeq, a predicted model, not a curated record
UACCCGAAGUACUACGCGCGGCCCAUUAGCAACGUACCGGAUACGUUGCAAAAUACUACACAAUUGGCGUAAAUAGGAUUUCAGUGCGGUUUCAAAACUCACAAACUAUCAGUUUCAACGACUGCUUUACGGCAACAUUAACUAUGGUCGAUGGCGUCCCAUUUUAGUGGGGUUUUGCAGUUGACGGAUCUGGAUGACUUUAUCACACCUUCACAGGAAUGUGUGAAACCAGUAAAGUUGGAAAAGAAGCAAGGCAGAUCUUUGGCUAAAAUCCAAAUAGAAGAUGACGGGACCUAUUUCCAGGUUAACCGGGAUGGUGGAAAGCAGAAGCUGGAAAAAGCUAAGAUCUCUCUGAAUGAUUGCUUGGCCUGCAGUGGCUGUAUCACUUCUGCUGAGAGUGUCCUAAUUACACAGCAGAGUCAUGAGGAGAUCUACAAGGUGCUACGCAACAACAAGGCGUGUGUACCAGAGUCCAGGGUGGUGGUGGUGGUGUCUGUGUCCCCCCAGUCCAGAGCCUCCCUGGCGGCACGCUACGGCCUGAGUAGCAGUGAGGCAGGCAGGAGGCUCACCGCCUUCUUCAAGGGCCUGGGGGUCCAUCAUGUUUUUGACACAAGCUUCAGCCGGUCCUUCAGCCUGUUGGAGAGCCAGAGGGAAUUUAUAGAGCGAUUUCAUCGGAAGGAGCAAGACAAGCAGGCCCUGCCCAUGCUGGCUUCUGCCUGCCCAGGUUGGAUCUGCUAUGCAGAGAAGACCCAUGGAGAGUUCAUCCUUCCCUAUAUCAGCUCCACCCGCUCCCCACAGCAGAUGAUGGGCUCUCUGGUGAAAGGAUUUUUUGCUAGCCAACAGGGUCUUAGCCCUCAGCAAAUCUACCAUGUGACUGUGAUGCCCUGCUAUGAUAAGAAACUGGAGGCAUCCAGGCCUGACUUCUACCUGAAGGAGGCAGAAACCAGAGAGGUGGACUGUGUCAUCACCUCAGGAGAAGUUCUGAAGAUGUUAGAGGAAGAGAACUUAUCCCUUAAUGAUGUGGAGUCAGCCCCACUAGAUACAAUGUUCAGUAGUGUGUGUGGUGAUGAAUUGCUAAGCCAUGCUGGGAGCGGUUCAGGAGGAUACCUCCACCAUGUGUUCAGACACGCUGCCAAGCAGCUGUUUGGAGAAGAGGUGAAAGAGCUAACCUAUAAGACACUUAAGAACAAGGACUUCCAGGAGGUUACCCUGGAGAAAGACGGCAUCGUCCUGCUGCGUUUCGCAGCCGCCUACGGCUUCCGUAACAUCCAGAACCUGGUGCAGAAACUCAAGAGGAGCAAGUCACCCUACCACUUUGUUGAGGUCAUGGCCUGUCCGUCAGGAUGUCUGAAUGGUGGAGGGCAGGUGAAGUCGUUACCCGAGCAGGACAACAAGGAGCUACUACAGCAGGUGGAGGAUCUGUACAGGGCAGAGCGGUGUGUAGUGCCCGAUGAGGAACAGCGCGUGGCAGAGAUCUACCAGUCCUGGCUACGUAGUGUAGGAGAGGAGAGAGCCAGGGAGCUACUGCACACACAGUACCACGCAGUGGAGAAGACCAGCAACGGCCUGCUUGUCAAAUGGUGAAGGAGAGUGAAGGGCUUCUGGAUGGUCAAUCCUCGGUGGUGUCUUGUUUAAUCUUCAUUUAGCUUAACAAUACCAGUUAGAAAAGUAUUUUCUCUCACAUUACUGGAUGACUGCAGAAAUCUCACAAUCUCAGCUAGUCCUAAGAGAAUUAGCCGUGUCAUUUAUUCAUACCAACAUACAAUAUAGUUUGUAUACAUUCAGGCUAUUUAUUUUAUAGACACCAGCUUAUUCAUACCAGACCUUUUCAUAUUGUAUUCCAAAAGUAAUAUUGUGGUUGGGUAAUUGUAUAAAACUUUACUACUGUGGUUCUGUAGACUAAUACUGUUUAGUUAUAUACACUGACAUUUUUCUGAUGGAAUGUUAAAGACAUUUUGUAUAGUUUUAAAUGUGUAUAUAAUCAUCCCUGCCUUAUUUAUAAUUACAAUAUAUGUAUGGAACCUAAUUCAUUUUCUUUGUUUUUCUUACGUUUUUCCUCUUCACCAAUGUCGUAUAAUAAGUUUAGUGAUAACGUAGUGGACAUUCCAAUGUAUGGCUUGUAGAUGGAAUUCAUCUACUGUACAUGCAUAUUGUUCAAUGGCUAUAACGUCCCUCAACUUUCAAUAAGCAGGAACAAGAAAAUGUCUAGGUCGUCUGUUUUCAAACAAAUUAGAACUAUAUAUGCAUAAUAUUAAAAUUAUAAAUAUCCAUUUGCUGUUGCCAUGAAGACAUCUGCCCCUCCCCCCUCCCUCGUUUCUACUGGCCUAUUCGUUUUAUUAGUAAUAUGUAUUCAGACAGUGUACUCAAUCUACAGAAUUUGUGGCUAUGGUAACUUAAGGUGUAACUUCUGUAUAGGUGGUUAUAUUGCUUCACUUCCCCAUAUUGUAGGGCCCACUAAUCUGGAUUCCCCCACUCCCAGUAUAACUAUGACCUCCUCAAUAGCACCAGGGAGUUGAAUAGUUACAAAGCAGAAGGAAAUGAAGGGUGGUUCUACAGAAUGUCUCUAGCAAAAGUGGUGGACACGUCAUGGUUCUGCCAUAAUGUGCCCUGAUAAGCCCAACCCAGCUGGCCCGUCUAGGUCAAAGCAGACCCCAAUCUGGAGGCAACUUCAACAUGGGGGGGAAGGUUAGGAAGAGUGGAAUCAAAUCUUUCGUUGUACUCUGCAUGAUUAAGCCCAUAACAGAGCAUUGUAUUCGUACAAAAUGUUCUCAAG